UUAUUGGUUUUCGAGACGACUGCUCACCUAUGAAAUCAUUGGCGGUUUCUGACUUUUUUUGAGGCGGUGGGACGGGGUUUGGAGAUUUGGUUAUUUCGUGGGCCGAAAUUCGUGAUCAACGGUGACUUUAGUUUUUGAUCCCCCGAAAACAGGAAACCGAAUUUGGUCGACUAAUUAUUCCGGGGAUAAAAACAGCGAAAUGGAUUUCAAGAUGGAAUGAAACUCUGCGGUAAAAGCUGAUGAUCAAUGAUCCAACUGCAAACAGUAACACAUGCAUGCAGUCCGCGGAAGUGACAGGUGUGUCGCGAAGUUUAGUUCCACAUAGAUUCCGUACUUGACCUGGCAGAAACUAUACAGUAUCCACGUAUUCCACGAUAGGAAUGAGCAAGAAACCUGCAAAUACAAGGGAACUAAAUAUCAAUGAAAAGUGGGUCCUUCUCUUCUUUGUGGCGACUUAUGGACACUUAAUAGGAGAUGCUCUGGCUACCAACGCUCCCAUAUUUCAGUGCAAGCUCGUCAACAGCAAUUCAAACGAAACCGACCAAUCAAAAGGAUCCAAUCUACAAGCCAAAAAACCUGUAUUUUUAGUCCAUGGUUUGUUCGACGCUAGCUUAAUGCUUCCACUUAAACAUAGGAUACAGGAGGCAUUCCCGGGCACCAUGGUUGAAUUACCAGCAGAUUUUAGCGGGUUUAGAAGCAUGACAGCACUUGACAAGCAAGUAAAAGGAUCUUUUGGAGAAAAAUUUCGAAACUUCUCGGACAGACAUCCAGGAGGAAUCACCGUAAUUGGAUAUUCGCAAGGAGCUAUUUUGGCUCGAGCUUUCAUUCAAAGUUACCCCCAACAUAACGUUGACAACUUCAUAGCUGUUGCGGGACCUCUGGACGGACAGUACGGAUUCGUAGGAUUCAACGAGUUCAUGUAUGAAUUUCUUGAGCUGGGGUCGUUCCUGGGAUAUACGUCAAACGUUGCCUACGACCUUUUUGCUCAGAAUUAUCUUUCGCUUGCCAACAUGUGGCACGACCCGUUCCAACAAGAAAGGCAUUUAAAAUACAACACCUUCCUCUCAACAUACAACAACUUGGUCUCCCAUGAAAGAAGUGACGAUUAUAAGAACGCUUUCGUCAAACUGAGGAAGCUCAUCACCAUCACAGGACCGAAUGAUUUGGUGCUGUAUCCGUGGAAGAGUGGUGAAUUCGCAUACUACAGCGUGAAAGCCACGAGCCACGAUAGAAUAAUUGAUAAUUUUACGGAGCGUGAAAUCUACAUAAAGGACACAUUCGGGCUGAAAACUCUGCACGAGUUAGGAAGGAUCAUCAAUAUUGUUCAUCCUGGUCUCUCACAUCUUGAUUGGGUCACGGAUGACUACGUCAUAGACAAUUUCAUUCUUCCUAAUCUUGCAUAAUACUUAUAUGAUGUAUCUAGGAUUCAUACAGGAACAAUGUUACAAUGAACUAAGUUACAAUGGGGCUUGACGCAUUUCGUUUGUGAUUUAGUCGAACUUCAGGCAGCCAGUUUUACUGACCCCGACUUGAAGUUGUUGAUAUUUUACGUGAAUUUAGUCACUUCAGCAUUAAAAACGCUUAGGUACAGGAUGACCAUGAUAACAAUUGGAAAAUAUUUUAGUUGAAUUACAUGGCGCAGGCAAUUAGCAAUCGCCGGAAAAGGUCACCGGUGAGUAAAUAGAAAAUCAUGAAAUUUAGGGAAAAUGAAAACAAGAUAGGAGUGCUAAUUAUUUUGCACUCUAUGUGAAUAGCUACUUUUUCUCCCGUAGAACAGAGUGGUAGCAACAGCGUAUUAAAUAAUUAACUGCCAUGUGUCUAACAGGCAUACGCGAGAGAGCGUAUGCAGUGAAAUUCAUGACUUUAGUUGGGUUUAAAUCGGACAUGCAACUAAACUAACUCCGUGGCAAAGCGUAGAGUAUCACGAAAAAUGAAGGCGUUCCAAGCCGACAUCAUGAGUUUGAAGGUCAUUCAAUACCAUCAAACCUUCAUUAUGCCGACGCCUAUUAUUGCGAUUUAGCGAAACAAGACGUGCGCACUGCCUGCAGACUGUCGGGUGUCGGCGAUUGUUAAUUGCGUGCUACAUAUACACGCCAACAAUUUGAUAAUUGACAUCUAUUGAGAUAAGAAAGUCGUUAGUCAGUUAGUUAAUUGACUAUGAGCUACAAUGGAUAUUUACAAAUAACGCAGCAAAUAGGCACCAUAUUUGUACAUGUUUUCGGUGUGUCUAGUUUACUUGAAUUGUUAUUAAACCAUGUGCGUAAAUUGUUAAACGGGUUCAUCCUUUUAAGAGAAAUUGCAUGAGGAUUGGGAGUUU
Messenger RNA from Bemisia tabaci, 2317 nucleotides. RefSeq names its product lysosomal thioesterase PPT2 homolog. Gene Ontology annotation, molecular function: thiolester hydrolase activity. Lineage: Eukaryota; Metazoa; Arthropoda; Insecta; Hemiptera; Aleyrodidae. The record is from RefSeq and is a predicted model, not a curated record. Gene Ontology annotation, cellular component: lysosome.